AUGUCAUCGGCAAGAGCUCCUCCAACUGCUAUUCGACGAGUAGCAAGUGCUUCUCGUGCUCAAAUAACACAAUCAUCGCCUUCUAAUUCAACGAGAUUGUCAAAACCGUCUGAUAAAUUAUGUCCAAAAACGAUUGAUGUAUUUUCCACAAAUACAACAAAACAACGUUCACCAUUUGCCGAUGCAUUUGCAUCUGGUCGUAUUCCAUGUCGUCUCAUACACGGCUCGGUUAAAAAUCGUCUCGCAUGGAAUACACAAAUCGAAGAUUUAAAUUACGAUCCAGUUCUUAUUUUAUUAGCCGAAGGUUUGAGAGAGAUAGAUUUUCCGUUAACAUUUAUAUCACGUCAAGGUUUUCAAGAAUUAUUAGCUACAAUCAAUGCAAAACAAAAGGUAUUACCAUUGUUAACACGCUUAAUUAAUCCAAUUAAAUUAGCGUUGAACAGUAGUGAAGAUGAGCUAUUUGAAGCGGCAUUGAACGCAUUAACACAGUUGAGUACAAUUGUGGGCAGUGAGUUAGAUAAACAUUUGAAAACAUAUCUAAGCAUUUUAGCAAAACGAAUGUCAAAAGGAAAGCACCGAGAUUUUGUCGCAAAUGCACUAAAUAUAUUCGAAGAAAAUGGUGGAAAAGAUGUUUUACCGAUUAUUAAAGCGAAAAUACCAACAUAUUGUAGUGUUCACAUCGGAUAA
This is a messenger RNA of Didymodactylos carnosus, 687 nucleotides long. The record is from the annotation of a GenBank genome assembly. NCBI's taxonomy places the organism in Eukaryota, Metazoa, Rotifera, Eurotatoria, Philodinida, Philodinidae.